CUGCAGGACCUAAAAGCGGCUCGAGAGUGCGCCAAGCAUCUAAAUCUCGUAUUCCCCAGCACUCCCCUUGCCCGCCACGAAAGAAAUUGACCAGCGCCCAGUCUCGGUACGAUUGCUAGCGCCUCAACCUAAUUCUUGGCCUCGCCGCAAUCUUUCGUGUGCUUGAAUCAGGCAGACCCCCUCAAGGGUCCUAUUUAAAGAUAUGGUCAUCCCUCAGUCCACGCGGGUCUCGUUCUCGCAGCGGUGGACCGUUGAAGUGGCAGAAACCUCCUAUACGACAAUACCAGGCCUCGAUCCUAAUACUAGCCAAGAUGGUGAAGUUCGCGAAGCAAUUAGGGAUUUCCCUCCUUCUCCUCUUCUCCGCCGUUGUGGCCGAGGAAACAAUCGCGGACGAGCCUCAGCAGCUGUACAAUACAUCACUGCACAUCUCCCAAGAAGGCAUCCUGAAUACUCGUGAUCUGUUCGGCCUUGAGCCCAGAGCCUAUACAUGCCGUUCAGGAUACUCGGAGUGUGCCUACGAUACUUCGCGCUGCUGCCCAAGUGGCACGAGCUGCUGUGGAACCGGCUACUGCGCGGACCCUGGCGAUACUUGCUGCACUACUGGUGGCACCUGUCCUAGCGGAUGGAACUGUUGUGGCGAUGCGUGCUCCCCCGUUGAUGGAGAAUGCUGCAAUGGUGGAUACUACUGUCGCGCUGGCAAGCAUUGCCGCAUCUACAAUGGCGAGAAGGUGUGCUGCCCUUCGUCUGGUUGUUCAGGAGAGUCGGAUUCUGGGAGUCUGGGAGGUACGGUCACAGCUGUGGCUACCGUAACUGCAACGACGACUUCGAGGACCACAUCUACCUACCAGCGUACCUAUGCGGACUACAGCUACUACUCUACGACUUAUUACUGGACUUUCUAUUACUACUUCUGGACCUCGUUCGCCCCCUACACUGUGCAGACCGUCACCUCAACAAUAACUACGACCACAACUAUUCUGUCCGUCUACGUGACCGACAGCGCCGAAGCUAGCUUCAGUUUCUCCAGUAAAAUCAGGUCCCUGAGCUCGGAUGUUCCCUACUCCGCCACUUCUCUCAAGGGCUCGACCAACCCAGUUACCAUUCACACCGGAGUAUCUGCCCCCACCUCGGGCUCUUCUUCAUCCAUCUCAGGAGGUCAGACCGGUGCCAACGCUGCAAGCAACGUGCCUGUUGACAUCAAUGUUAUUUUGAUUGGUACCGCCUUGGCGGCCGUGGUUGGUGGGCUGGCUCUGGGGCUGUAACAGGCACGCAGUGGGCGAACCGCUUGCGAGUGUUCAUGUGCGGGAUCCUGAAUGGUACUGUCAUCUUAUGAUCGAUUUUAAUGUUCUACAUGUGCAAUGGACUAUAUUAAUUUGUUAAAUGAGAUUGAACAUAUCAAGUGAGUAGUGGGGAUCUUCAGGUCGAUGCCGUCGGCAUGAAACAAUUUAGUCUAACAUAUGUGUCGAAUUAAUAUUCAAAAUGACGAACAUGGGUAGCCAUAUACAUGGGUAUAAGGCAGCAAUAGAAGAGGUCAUCACGAGAGAAUCAGAAUAUCGACAAAGAA
Messenger RNA from Penicillium brasilianum, 1564 nucleotides. Lineage: Eukaryota; Fungi; Ascomycota; Eurotiomycetes; Eurotiales; Aspergillaceae. The record is from the annotation of a GenBank genome assembly.